Funneliformis caledonium is the source of this 174-nucleotide messenger RNA. The record is from the annotation of a GenBank genome assembly. Lineage: Eukaryota; Fungi; Glomeromycota; Glomeromycetes; Glomerales; Glomeraceae.
ACGAGAAUUAUGACAGGUCGUAUUCAUAAUAUUUUUCCUAAUUUUUCUACGUAUAAUAUCAUUGCAAAUGGAAAACUUGAAAGCCAUCUUGAUAACAGAUUAAGAGAUUUAAUUAAAGAAGUUGAAUCUUAUGAUAAUGAUCUGAACGAAACUACACUUACUUUGCAAGAAUCG